CCACAUGAGUAAUCCCUGUACCAUCAGAUUUUUAUGUCUAAGAAAGAAAAGGUUAUAAUUUGCAAAUGACACCAAAACUUAUGAAGAGUUAAUGCUUCAGAAGAAAAGGAAAAGCACAAAAUUGUCUUCAUAGGUUAGAUAAAAUAGGAUGAAAACAAAUAUGUACACUACGGAAUGAGAAAUUAAAAGCACUGGGAGUCCCCGGCCUGGAAUCAAUACUUAUGAAAAAGAUCUUGGAAUGGUAGUUGACAUAUACCAGUAAAUACAAAUAUGAAUUUAAAUUACGGUAGCUUUGUGAUAUGGCUGCAAAACCAAGCAAUCCAAUUUUAAGCUGUAUGAACAGAGACAAUGUAAAUGAAUGGGGGGGGGGAGUAAAGUUUGACUUUAUUCUGCAUUGAUCAGAGCCCCUCACUGCAUUCAGUUCUGGCACUAUACCUUAAUAUGCUUUCCCAAAAAAUGGAACAAGUUCAGAAAAGGGCAAUGAGGAUGAACAGAGGACUAGAAUCUGCAAUGGCGUGUGAAGGAACUCCAUGUAUUGGCCUUCUGAAGAGGAAGCUGAGAAGGGUCAUCUUAGUGCUUUUCACAUGCAUAGGAGGUGACAAAGAAGAUAAGUUAACUUGUAAGUUAAGUUAACUUGUAAGUUAAGUUGGCUUUAACUUACAAGUAUUUCCAUUUUACAUUAACAUGUUAAGACAAGUUAAAGCCUCCUUUCCCAUCCCACUGCCCUCCAAAUGAGUUGGGCUAUUUACGACUGAUCCUAUUAUUCUCAACAACCAUGGUAGUUGGAAUCCAAAACGGCUGAAGAACACUAGCUGGGGAAAAACUGACCUGCCAGAUCGAAAGAAAUGUCAAGGCAACACUCUCACAAAUCCAGUAUGGAAUAAGCCAUAUCGAAUAGGGAAUAUUUUCCUUCUAUGUAAAUGGUAUAUCGGCCUUUCCUUCCGCCACACGAAAAUAUUAAUUGCGUGUAUGUUACCGGGCAGCACCCUCAUUUCUGCAGCCAAAGCCAUCUCGGGGAAUUUUCCUACGGUACCCCGGCUGCGCUCCGUUUUCGCUAUUUGAAACAGCAGAAACCGAAGACCCGUUUGGAGCCCAGUUCGCCGCUUCCUGGUAACGUGCAGCAGUUGCCAAGAGGUACCCGCUUGAGAGGAGGGCGAGAAAGCUGUAACUGGCUAGGCGUUGGAAGGAGGCUGGGAAAACUGGCAGCGAGACCGAAGCGCCUGCGAGCCGGUGGCUGCUUCCUUUAGCGCCGCCAGGGGAGGGGCGCCUGAGGAGAGAAACGGAGUGCACGCUGGUAUUCAGACUCCCGGGAGACAAAGAGGCUGGGAGCGCAGCGGAUUGUGUGCUAUAUACUAUGGGAUGGGUGAGGAAGAGAACAGAUAUACCUCUCAGCUCAAGGAUGUGUAUGACAGCUGUGAUGCUACAGGCACUGGGUAUUUGGACAAGGAGGAGCUGACUGAGCUGUGCCACAAACUGCAUCUGGAAAGAGAGCUCCCCUUACUUCUGGAAACACUUUUGGGGAAUAAUCAGUUUACCCGAGUUAAUUUUGAAGAAUUUAAGGAAGGUUUUGUGACCAUAUUGUCUUCAACUAUCAAUCUUGGCCUUUCAGAUGAUGAGAGCAGCUAUCUGGAACCAGUUAUUCCAGAUGGAACUAAGCCCAAGUACAUCACUGAGGCCAAAGGGUAUGGCUGCCGGACAAAGCCAGAACUUGAAAGUGCUAUAUUGGAAACCCCCAAAUAUUUACAAGAGGAGCAGAGAAAUACAAAUGUAAAAAGUCAGUUGAGACGUUCAACUUCUUUGGAGAGUGUGGAGAGUCUCAAAUCAGAUGAAGAGGCUGAAAACUCAAAAGAAGAGCAGCAGCAGAUCUUUGAAGGCCAAGGUCAGUUGUGUACCUGGGAUGAUAACCUCAUUGACAAUCCUAGAGAAGUGUCCACCUUGUGUUUGAACACAACUGAGAAUCAGAUUAGGGUUACUUGUGAAGAUCUUGGCAUUGGAAAUAAUGGCUAUCUCAACAAACAAGAGCUAUAUGCUGUUUGUAAGAACAUUGGACUCAAGGAGAUGGAAAAAGAGGAACUUGAAGAAUUAUUUUACAAGUUGGAUAGUGAUGGAGAUGGCAGAGUAAGCUUAAAGGAAUUCCAGCAUGGCUUAUUUAGCCAUAUCUACAUUCCUUGUCCUUUUUCUUCCACACCACUUAAAUCAAAAAGGCAAAGAUCACACCCUAAUCAGAUUUUGAAAGACAAUGGACAACAAACCGCAACUCCAUCUUUUUUAUCUAACACAGCGGCUUUGAAUCUUUUCUCCAGCAUUAACGAUGGCAGUGGUUUUGCAAGUGUGGAGCAAGUUGUCUCCAUCUGGGCCUGGGAAGGGGUUGAAAACUGCAAAGAGAUUUUAAAGAGUCUUGAUUUUAAUGUGGAGGAACGAGUGAACCUUCUAGAGCUCUCUAUGAUCCUUGAUGAUGAAUUAAUUGCUUCCAAGAAUGGACUUCAGCAGGCAGCUGUUGCCUCUUAUAAGCAUGAACUUCAUCAUCUACAAACACAAGUGGAACGGAUUUUCAGUGAGAGAAAUAAAGCAAGAGCUGAUCUGGAAAAGACUAAAAAGAGGAAUUGGCAGCUUUUUAAGGAGGUAGAUGAUAAUCAUAGUGCUCUGGAGCAUCACAAUGAGAGUAAACUCAGAGCUCUUGAGCAAGAUUUCAAAGGAAAGCUAAUGACGAUAAAGUCUGAAGUCAAGAUGGAACAGGAAUUGCUCAUGCAACAAAUGAACCAUCAGAGAACCAGGUUAGAAGCAGAUUUCAGGUACCUUCAAGAGGAGGACUGUAUCCUAAGAAAGAAACUGACUUUGAUGAUCAAGGAAAAUAGUCGCUUACAGAAUGAAGUUGCUGAAGUGGUUCAAAAACUGAGUGAAUCUGAAAAUCAAGUUUUGAAACUUCAAAGAGAUCUUAAUUUUAUUUUGAAAGACAAGCUGGGAUUACUGGAUCCAUACAAUACAGAGCUAUUUGAUCAAGAAGCACGCUUUGCUGAAAUCAUUCAGGAGUAUGAACUGCAAUGUCGGAGGGUGAAGGAACUGCAUGACAAGAAUGAUGAGCUGCAGAUGGAGGUGGAAAAACUGAGAUCCCUGCUGCUGCAUGCAAAGAAGGCUAACUUAGCAUGCUGCAAAAUGAAGACCGACAACACUGGAGAAAGGCCCUUGCCUGGAAAUGAAAAAGCUAGCAUUAGAGACAACAUUGAAAAGGAUGAUCAUUUUCUUGGAUACCAGCACCUACCAGCCACAGGCCAAAAUGAUGACACUUUCAUAACAUCUGAACCCUAUUCAGUAAGUAUAGAAACAGAACUUCUGGUGGAAGAAUUAAAAGAACAGAAUCAAACUAUGAAAACAGAGCUAGAAACUAAGGUCAAUUAUUAUGAAUGGGAAAUAGAACUAUUAAAAAAUAAUUUUGAGAAAGAAAGGAAGGACAUUGAACAAAGUUUCAAGAUCAAGAUUAGUGAAUUGGAAGAACAAAAGAAUGCCUUGGAAGAACUGAAUAUGAAAUGCCAUGAAGUGAUUGAUGGUUUGAAAAGCCAAGUUCAGAAGCUGGAUCCUAUCCAAGAAAAGAGAUUUCAGAAGGAGAAGGCAGAAAUAGAGCAGUGCUAUGCUAAAGAAAUUUCAAACUUAGGCCAGAGGCUGGCCCAGGAAAGGGAAAGAUUGGAAGAUGACUUGAAGAUGAAGCAUGUAAUGGAGAUACAUUUUAUGAGGAAGCACAUUGAUGAAUUGAAAAUGGAAAAAGAGAAGAUGAUGUAUGAAAUAAAAGAAUCAAAUGACUUGAACAAACGCUACAAAGAGGACAUCUUACAGCUGAACGCUAGGACUGCUCAGCUAAACCAUGAAUAUGUUGAAUUAAGCAGCAAGAAUAAAGCCGGUCAGAAAACUACCAAGAUACUGAAUCAGAGGUUUGUUGAACUGGAGAGACAAAAAGAACAAGAAGCUAUGAUAGCCAAGCAAUUUCGGGAGGCCUCUGUUGAGCUGAAAAAGGAGCAUUUUCAGCAGAAGUUGACAUGGCAGGGCGAAAAGGAUAUGCUAGAUCAAGACCUGAAAUCAGUGAAGGAAAAGCUGUUAGAAGCCAACACCAGAUUAAACCAAGCUGAGUCUCAGCACACCCAUGAAUUGCAACAACUAAAAACCCAGAUGGACAAUACAGUACCUAAAGAUCUUCUUGUUGAGCUUGAAACCAGAUUGGCAGAAGAACAGAAAACAGUCAGAAAGUUGCAAAGAGAUCUAGACUUACAGGCAGAACAAAUGAAAUGGCAACUGGCUAUUUAUCAAGAAGAAUAUGAAAACUCACAUAGAUUAAUGGAGGAGAAAUUGGGGGAGGUAGAAAUGAAUUUGAAAAAUACACAAAUGUUGCUUCAGGAGAAGAUGUCUCAACUUAAGGAACAAUUUGAAAAACAUGCCAAGUCUAAUCUAUUGCUGAAGGACCUGUAUGUGAAGAAUGCACAUCUGAUGAAAAUGCUGCAAGUUACAGAACAGAUGCAGAAGAGCACAGAAAAUAGGAACUUAAUUCUAGAAGAAAAAAUUUCAUCCCUCAAUAAGCUAGUUGGAGAAAUCUCAUUUGCAUCUCUAUGAAUUAUUCAUUUAAAUGAAUCAGUUUCCAUGAAGCUGUUUUAAGUGGCAAUUGUUCUAUAUAUUUCAGACUGAAUACAAAAAACUAUUCAUUUCUCAUGGACAGCACUCUAUGAGAUAUCUACCACUUCAGAAUAGGGAAAAUACAAAUGCUAGCUAAAAAAAUUGGAGAAAAGUAAGCUAAUAUCUCAAAAGUGCUUUUUCAAGAGGCAACUGGACUUUCUUGUUUUUCUUUGAAAACAUUUCGCUCCUCAAAGAAAAACAAGAAAGUCCAGUUGCUUCCUGAAAAACCACCUUUGAGGCAACCAUGGCCUGGAUGACUGAGAAUCUCCACAGACAAGUAAGCAAAUACAUUUUUUGGAAUUCUGAAGAUGGAGAAACACAAGGUUUACAGCAAUAAACAUCCAAUUUUUUUCCAAUGGAAAAGUGUAACCAUUUAGUGCCUUAUGGAUAAUUUUCACAGAAACGGGAUCUUCUAGUAUCAUUUGAGGACUGGACAUUUCUUGUGAUUUCAACUUCUUGUCCCUCUGUCUAUACACUGGCUAAAGAGAAUGUGAAUGUGUGUGUAAAAUAUUAUUGAAUUAAUGUGCUAUUUUAUUUUAGCAGAAUUGUAAACAAGAACCCAAUGAACCAAACCCCCCCCCCCUUAUUUUUUUGCUUUAGGUGUCUGGAACAUUUUAAUUAAACAGAAUCGCUAUAGUUUGUUCUUAUGCUGGUUUUUUAUUGUAUAAAUGGCUUUGCUAAGUAGACAUGUUCCUUUUGCUAGGGUGGCAAAAAAUAUUCAUAUUCAUCCCCUGACUUUAAUGGCCACAGCAGAUACUGUGUGUUGUGCCACCAAUGUACUCUUCAUAUCUUUAAAAGGAAUUUGCAACAUUUAUGCUAUUACCAUAAAAAUAUGAUUUCACCUGGAUAACCAAUGAGGCUCCCCUUUUCAAUCUAAAUUCAAGUGCUAGAUUUUCAGUAGGAACGUUAGACAUGUGACUGUCACUAUAUGCAAAAUAUUGAAAUAAACUAUGAGCUCAAAA
Molecule: messenger RNA, 5618 nt
Organism: Crotalus tigris (Tiger rattlesnake)
Lineage: Eukaryota; Metazoa; Chordata; Lepidosauria; Squamata; Viperidae
Gene: NINL
Product: ninein like
Exons: 23
Coding region: 1360-4596 (1078 amino acids)
Biological process (GO): microtubule anchoring at centrosome
Cellular component (GO): centrosome
Molecular function (GO): calcium ion binding
Source: RefSeq, a predicted model, not a curated record